AUGUCAUCAAAAUCUACAUCACCAUCAUCAUCAGCGUCUCAUUCACGUACAUCUACAAUUACUUCAAAUAGUUAUCUAAGAUCAGAUGUAUUACCUUGUCCACAAAUAAAUUUACCACAAAAUCAUUUACAACAACAACAACAACAACAACAUCGACAAAUGAAAAUUGGAAAAUAUUUUCUUGAUAGAACAAUCGGAAAAGGAAAUUUUGCUGUUGUUAAAUUGGCUACACAUUGUGAUACACAACAAAAAGUAGCUAUUAAAAUUAUUGAUAAAUCACGUUUAGAUCCUAGUGAUCGUAAAAAACUUGAACGUGAAAUAAUUGUUAUGAAAUCAUUAGUACAUCCAUAUAUAAUUCGGCUUUAUGAAGUUAUGGAAUCAAAAAAUCUUAUUUAUUUAGUGACAGAAUAUGCAGCUAAUGGUGAAUUAUUAGAUUUACUUAUUCGUGAAAAACGUUUAAGUGAACCAAAAGCAAAAGAAAAAUUUCGUCAACUUGUUUUAGCUGUUGAAUAUAUUCAUUCAAAAAAUAUUGUUCAUCGUGACUUAAAAGCUGAAAAUUUACUAUUGGAUGGUCGCGGUAAUAUAAAAGUAGCAGAUUUUGGUUUUGCUAAUGUAUUUUAUCCUGAUUCCAAAUUACAAACAUUUUGUGGUUCACCACCUUAUGCAGCUCCUGAACUCUUUCAAUGUCUUCCAUAUUCACCUGAAAAAGUUGAUGUUUGGUCUCUCGGUGUUUUACUUUAUGUAUUUGUUUGUGGUCAUUUACCAUUCGAUAGUAAUAAUCUUGCUGAAUUACGAAAACAUGUGCUUGCGGGACAAUAUCGUUUACCAUUUUACAUUAGUGCAGAUUGUAGUUCAAUAAUUAGUCAUAUGUUAACUGUUGAUCCUAAUCAACGUUAUACAAUAAAUGACAUAAAAAAACAUCCAUGGUUUAUGUCAGACAAUUCAGAUGCAUCUGAUAUAACAUGUCAAACGCAAUCAAUACCAAAUUGUCAAUUAACAAAUGCUAUACUUGAUCAUGCUGAAUCACUUGGUUAUAAUCGUACACAAAUAUUAAAAUCAGUCAAUGGAAAUUCUUAUGAUAGUGAUGCUGCUAUAUGGCAUUUAUUAUUAGAAAAAUUUCAACAAACAUGUCAAAUUGAAAAUUCUAACAUUCCAAUUGAAUCAGUAUUUAAUGACAAUGUAGAUAAUUUAAAUAAUUCGGAUGUAGCAAGACGUUCAACAGCACCAUUAAUAUUUGAUAAUAAUAAUACUGAAUUAGUUUAUUCAGCUCCAAAUACAGCUGAAUCAAUACGUCCACAAUUAGAUCCAUGUGAUCUUCAAUGUAUAUCAAAACAAGUUGUUUAUCAUCGACAAGAACCAGAAAUUCGUAUAGAUGAUCUUGAUAGUUAUGAUGAAGAUGAUGAUGAUAAUAAUAAUGGUAAUGCACAAAAUACAGUAACAUCACCACAAUUACAUGAACAUUUAACUCAUACACGUGGUUUACGACGACAUACAAUCGGUCGACCUGAUUUACUUGUACAUGGUGGACCUAUUCCAACACUUGCUUCAAAAGUACGUUUUGCGCAUCAAUCAGCAAAUAUUGAACCAUCAAUUUUAUCAAAUCGACUUACAAAUCUUCAACAACGACAAGACUAUGAAAUUAAUCGACCAUGUGAUAAUGAUGAUGAAUGUUUUCCAUUAUCACCAGCAUCAUUGUUUUAUCAUCAACGAGAUACACAUUCAACAAGUUAUAAUGGUUUAUCUACGCAUUCUCCUGUGAUAAAUACUACAUUGGAUGUAUCUGAUCAUCAAAAACAAGAUAAUAAUUGGCUUUCACCACCGAUUUGUCAUAAUUUUAAUAUGAGUCGACGAGCCAGUGAUAGUGGUGCUCAUCUUCUUCUAUUUCAAUUACAAUCGGGUGCAACCGGUUCAAAUACUUUUGGUGCUGUACAUCCAACACAUACACAGUCUCCUUUAUCUAAUCGAUCAUCUCGAGGAAGUAUAACACGUGGUGCACCAAUGACACCGCCAACAUUUUCCAUUACUCCACAUGAAGUUGAAGAAGACGAAGAUAAAGAUCAACGGAAUCAUAAUGAUGAUGAUGAUGAUGAUAAUGAAGCUCUUGCAAGAUAUCUCAAUCGUGGUAAACGUCAUACGGUUUGUGAACAAGGUUUAUUAGUUAAUUGUAAAACUCGACGUGCUACUCGUGAAGCAACUAAAGAACGUGGUUUAUCAUCACGUCGUGCAAGUGAUACAAGUUCAAAUUUUAUAAAUGCUACAACACGAGCAUAUUUUGAACGUUUAUAUAAUAAUGCUGUUAAUUUUAAAACAAGUGAUGAUGAUUUAGCUGGAUCAAGUUUACAAGAAUUACAAAAACUUCAAAAACAAGUACAAAAACAUCCGACAAAUAAUACUGAUUCACCAAUAAUUCGACGAGCAGCUGCUGUUUCAUCACCAACAAAUUCUGCUGGUCUUCAUAUGAUUCAAGAAGAACAUCAACAAAAUCCAUUAUUAGUAUCAUCAUUAAAUUAUCAAUAUUCAAAUCAAAAUAAAUCUUCAUCAUCAUCAUCAUCAGAAGCAUUAGCAAAUAUUGAUGAUGAAGAAAAUGAAAUGGAUUGUGAUGUUCAUCAUCAUCAUCAUCAUCAUAUGCAACAACAAUAUUUUUGUCCAUCGCAUUAUCAUCCACCACCAACAUCAUCAUUAUUUCAUUAUAAUAAUAGUCCUUUACUUGCUCAACAAUUAGCUAUCCCAACGACGACUUCUUCUUAUAUACCCUGA
Rotaria sordida is the source of this 2757-nucleotide messenger RNA. NCBI's taxonomy places the organism in Eukaryota, Metazoa, Rotifera, Eurotatoria, Philodinida, Philodinidae. The record is from the annotation of a GenBank genome assembly.